Molecule: messenger RNA, 610 nt
Organism: Triplophysa rosa
Lineage: Eukaryota; Metazoa; Chordata; Actinopteri; Cypriniformes; Nemacheilidae
Gene: dynll1
Product: dynein, light chain, LC8-type 1
Exons: 3
Coding region: 99-368 (89 amino acids)
Biological process (GO): microtubule-based process; cilium assembly
Cellular component (GO): cytoplasmic dynein complex
Molecular function (GO): dynein intermediate chain binding; dynein light intermediate chain binding
Source: RefSeq, a predicted model, not a curated record
AUUAUUUCUAGUCAAGCACACAGCGGGAGCAUCACAGGCGCGUCGCGUGAACACAUACUCUCUCUGUGUCUAAAACUCUGCACAUAAAAAGAGCCAACAUGUCGGACAGAAAGGCUGUGAUCAAAAAUGCAGACAUGUCUGAAGAGAUGCAGCAGGACGCUGUGGAAUGUGCCACGCAGGCGCUGGAGAAGUACAACAUCGAGAAGGACAUCGCUGCCUACAUCAAGAAGGAAUUUGACAAAAAGUACAAUCCCACCUGGCAUUGCAUUGUGGGGAGGAACUUUGGCAGCUACGUGACUCACGAGACGAAGCAUUUCAUCUACUUCUACCUGGGUCAGGUUGCCAUUCUGCUGUUUAAGUCCGGCUGAGCGAGCGAGAGCUUCGUUUCAUUCAACAGAGCAUUAAAACAGACUGUAUCCACCAGGCUGAUCAUUCCUGUCCUGGGACCUGCCUUCUCUCGGCUGCUUCUUUUGUUCUGAUUAAUGUUUAGAAAAUGGCCAUGUGAGAGGAGAAUGACAUAAAGAAACUUGUAUUUAUUUUUGUUUUCUAUACACAGUUGGAACGUUUUAUGUCACCUGAGUUUUUUUUUAUUAAAGCAAGAUCGUUUGGC